UUAUGUACUUCAUCUCGUGCACCUGCUCCGGAUCUCGACAGAAGCUGACCAAUCAGAGAACAGAGGCCGAUCGAUCCCAGACCAGCCUCUCUCCGUUAUAAGUUCUGAACAGAGCUCAUCUCCUCAUUAACUGGCACCGUGACACCGCCAAUAGCAGUAAAAUGAGCACAAAUCGCAGGAAGUUCCGUUCCCAGAGUCUGCCGAAUUGGAAUGAUGAUGACGACGAUAAGCUACACUACCGGUUGACCAUCAUGGGCGCAGCCGGUGUGGGCAAGAGCUGCAUCAUCUCCCAGUUCCUGUACGACCGCUUCAUCAGUGAGUACAAGGAGACCGUGGAGGAAUUCCAUCGCGGAGAGUACACCGUGGACGGACGCGAACUCAUUCUGGACAUUCUAGACACCGCGGGUGCACAUUCAUUUCCGGCCAUGCGCAGACUGGCUAUCUCGACAAGUGACGCUUUUGUGUUAGUUUACUCUAUAGACGACGAAUCAUCAUUUCAAGGGGUAAAAGACUUACGGGACAUUAUUUUAGCAGAACGUGGGGACAAACGUGUGCCAAUCGUUGUUGUUGGAAACAAAUCGGACAUAUCUAUGGAAAAAAGGGCGAUAAUGAAAGAAACUGCGGAAUCUAUUGUGUGUUUUGACUGGGGGAAUGGGUAUGUAGAGGCUUCCGCCAAAGACAGUAUUAAUGUUGUAGGAAUUUUCAAGGAAAUCCUCCGGCAAGCUAAUAUAGAGAUUAAUAAGACUCCUUUACCAAAGAGAAAAAGAUUUGCGUCAACUUCCUCUGAUGGAUCCGAAAUUUCACCAAGCCGAGAACGAAAUACUGGCUGUGUGAUUUCUUGAUAAAUGUUUGUUUUCAGCAUAAAUAAUUUGAUUUUAGAUGAAUAAAGAUCAAAUAUUGAA
Molecule: messenger RNA, 902 nt
Organism: Magallana angulata
Lineage: Eukaryota; Metazoa; Mollusca; Bivalvia; Ostreida; Ostreidae
Product: ras-related protein Rap-1b-like
Exons: 2
Coding region: 162-842 (226 amino acids)
Molecular function (GO): GTP binding; GTPase activity
Source: RefSeq, a predicted model, not a curated record